This is a messenger RNA of Megalopta genalis, 1392 nucleotides long. RefSeq lists its product as uncharacterized. Gene Ontology annotation, biological process: regulation of transcription by RNA polymerase II. Gene Ontology annotation, molecular function: DNA binding. Gene Ontology annotation, cellular component: nucleus; transcription regulator complex. NCBI's taxonomy places the organism in Eukaryota, Metazoa, Arthropoda, Insecta, Hymenoptera, Halictidae. The record is from RefSeq and is a predicted model, not a curated record.
ACGAGACGCGAUCCCGCUCGCUCGCGAGCGGAGCCGCGUCGACGCCGUUCUCCGACAGCGUGGAGCAGCAGCACAGCGACAUCGUGGCCGUGUCGCAGCGGUGUCGCGUCGCGACGCGGCAUCGCAGUAGUGCCUUGUCGCUCGUGUGCAUCGGUCUAAAUCGCUGCUCUCGUGUAAACGUAGAAACUACUGUAGAAAGUAUAUAGUAUAAGCCGCGGAGGAUCGCGACGAGACCGCGCGGCAGACUAGAUAGCCGCCAUGACCGAUAUCUUUGAUAUUGAACUUUUCAUUGAAGCGAUUAAGAAGUACCCUGAAAUAUGGGAUACCUCCUGUGAGAAUUACCACGACAAGAACAUGAAAAUCUUGGCGUGGUUUAUUAUUUCCAAAGAAUUUUAUCCCAAUAUCGAAGGAAUGUCCGAGUCCGAGAGAAACGGCAUCAAUAAAAGAUUGAUCCACAAGUGGAAGAAUAUCAAAGAUGCAUUUAUGAGAAGCAUACGAAAAAGAAGUAAAUCCGGCCAAGGAGCCGAUUGCGCGAAGCAGUAUAUAUAUUAUAACCAGCUCUCGUUUUUAUUGAAACCGAGGAAUAUAACGAACGCUGGGAACGGUGUGGCAUACGGGACUCUGCCGAUGUCGCAAACAGAGGGCGACAUCUCGGAUUCAACGCACAAUGACAUCAUGAAGACGCGCAGCAACAACUAUGAAAAUACAAACGCCAAAAAUUCACUGAACGAAAUGCAAAGUAAACGCCGCCGCAAGGAAAUGCUCGACCAACGUCUAACCAAUUGUAUAACCACACCGGGCGCACAACAUGCGCAAAACAAUUAUGAAACACAAUUGGACGAAGACAGAGCGUUCUUCGACUCGUUACUGCCGACAGUGCGAUCGUUCAAUAUCCAUCACAAAUUGGAGUUUAGGACCGAAGUAUUGAAAUUAGUUAAAAACAUGAUAAACAUCAAUCAGCCACAAUAUGUUCCACAAUACACUUCACAACACCCUUCACAACACCCUCAUAAUUCGUUGAAUGCCAACGCUCCUCCGCAGAUUCAAGUUCACCAGGCAUCGGCACUCGCAAGAAAUCCCACGCCGCACAGUUCGUCGAACAGUAUCGUAUCCAUAAACUCGCAUAACGAAUGUACAGAAAAUUUAGACUUGGAUGAUUUAUAAUAUUGUAUUAUUCGAGCACGCGAGCGCUCGCGUCACGCACAUUGUAUACAUAUUGUAUUAUACACAUCUACGAUUAUUUUCUUAUGUAUUCAAAAUACAAGGAAAUGUUUCAGACGAAUGUUGUAUAGUUUUGUACGUAAUACUAUCGUCAAGGGGCACGUCGAGAUGACAACUGUUUAAAUAAGCUUGGAGAAUUGUGUAAAGGUCGCUUAUAAAUUUUUAAACGAA